AUGGCUGCAAAUAUGGGGAAGGCUGAAAUCGAUGAUUCCCAGAUCGUAGCUCCCAAUGUCACUGUCCAGAAGCGCGUCAGUGACGACCAGGAGACCGCCGAAAAGGGUCACUUUGAGCAUAUCAAUCUCAACCAGAAUACCUCUGCAAAGAUUAAGAACCCUCUCGCUGACUUGAGUAUUGAAGAGGUUCUUCACGAUGUUGAGGACUUCGCUCAUGAGCAUCAACUGAACGACAUUCUUCCUGAUCUGAAGAAGGGUGCUCUUGUCGCUCGUGAUCCCAACAACUAUGAGUCAGUCCCUGACAUGUCGGCGGCUGACAUUGCCGCAAUUGAAAACGAGGUCACUCAUAAGUGGCGCCAGCCCGUGGCCUUGUAUUUUACCAUCAUCCUUUGUUCCAUCGGGGCUGCAGUCCAAGGAUGGGAUCAGACUGGAAGUAACGGAGCCAACCUUUCCUUUCCUGAUGCGCUUGGAAUUCCCGAGAAGGAUAAUCCUAAUGCCGAGAGAAACCAGUGGCUUGUUGGUGUUGUGAAUGCAGGACCAUACAUGGCCAGCGCUGUCAUUGGUUGCUGGCUGUCGGACCCCCUCAACAAAAUCAUGGGCCGCCGAGGUGUUAUUUUCAUUUCCGCUAUUUUCUGCUUGCUGACUCCCAUCGGCUCUGCCGUCUGUCAGACCUGGCCUCAGUUGCUUGUCACCCGUCUUCUUCUUGGCCUUGGAAUGGGAUUGAAAGCGUCUACCAUCCCUGUCUUCUGUGCAGAGAAUUGCCCAGCCAUAAUCCGUGGAGGUUUGGUGAUGAGCUGGCAACUGUGGACAGCUUUCGGCAUCUUCCUCGGUACCAGCGCAAAUUUGGCUGUCAAAGAUACUGGAGACAUUUCGUGGCGCCUUCAGCUUGGCUCAGCCUUCAUUCCCGCCGUUCCUCUUCUCAUUGGCGUGUACUUCUGUCCCGAAUCGCCCCGUUGGUUUAUCAAGAAUGGUAAGAUGAGGCAGGCGUAUCAGUCUCUCUGCCGCUUGCGCAACACGAAGUUGCAGGCUGCACGCGACCUGUAUUACAUCAACGCCCAGAUCAAGAUUGAGCAAGAGAUUGCAGGCCAGGGUACUUAUAUCAAACGUUUCAUCGAACUGUUUACUAUUCCCCGGGUCCGACGUGCCACUCUUGCCUCAUUCGUGGUAAUGAUUGCGCAACAGAUGUGUGGUAUUAACAUUGUGGCGUUUUAUUCUUCCACCAUCUUUCAAGAGGCUGGUGCUAGCGUCACGGGGGCUCUCUUUGCUUCGUGGGGGUUUGGGUUGGUCAACUUCCUAUUUGCCUUCCCGGCCAUAUUCACCAUCGACACGUAUGGUCGCAGAACCUUGCUACUGUUUACCUUCCCGCAGAUGGCCUGGACUCUGUUGGCUGCCGGCUUCUGCUUCUACAUUCCGAGGGACUCUACAGCACACAUUGCCUGCAUUGCUCUGUUCGUCUUUUUGUUCGCUGCAUUCUACUCGCCCGGUGAAGGUCCCGUGCCUUACGCCUAUUCCGCAGAGGUUUUCCCUUUGUCUCAUCGCGAGGUUGGAAUGUCUUGGGCUGUUGCAGUUUGCCUCAGCUGGGCUGCAGUGCUUUCUAUUACCUUCCCUCGUAUGUUGCAUGCUAUGACGCCAACUGGAGCAUUUGGCUUCUACGCUGCAUUGAAUAUGACCGCCUUGGUCAUGAUCUUCCUUUGGGUGCCUGAGACCAAGCAGCGUACUCUCGAGGAGUUAGACUACAUCUUUGCGGUCCCAACCCGCGUUCAUAUUCACUAUCAGGUCUUCAAGGUUCUUCCCUGGUGGAUCCAGCGAUUCAUCUUCCGUCGCAAAGUCGAGCUGGAGCCCCUUUACAAGUUCGACCACAUUGCCACUCGCACCACUUAG
Molecule: messenger RNA, 1881 nt
Organism: Aspergillus affinis
Lineage: Eukaryota; Fungi; Ascomycota; Eurotiomycetes; Eurotiales; Aspergillaceae
Product: galactose-proton symport
Exons: 8
Coding region: 1-1881 (626 amino acids)
Biological process (GO): transmembrane transport
Cellular component (GO): membrane
Molecular function (GO): myo-inositol:proton symporter activity
Source: RefSeq, a predicted model, not a curated record